Messenger RNA from Puma concolor (puma), 1944 nucleotides. It is a transcript of the gene PUM3, whose product is annotated as pumilio RNA binding family member 3. The record is from RefSeq and is a predicted model, not a curated record. Gene Ontology annotation, cellular component: nucleolus. Gene Ontology annotation, molecular function: mRNA binding. Gene Ontology annotation, biological process: regulation of translation. Lineage: Eukaryota; Metazoa; Chordata; Mammalia; Carnivora; Felidae.
AUGGAAGUUAAAGGAAAAAAAAAAAUCACAGGAAAAGAUGUGAAGACCUCACAAGAAAAAAACAUAUUUCAUAAAAACAGUGAUUCUGGUUCGUCAAAGACCUUUCCAAGAAAAGUUGUCAAGGAAGGUGGACCUAAAAUCACACCUAAGAACUUCGAGAAAUGUGCCACAAAACCCGGGAAAAAAGGUGUAAAGCAGUUCAAAAAUAAGCAGCAAGGGGAUAAAAUACCAAAGAACAAAUUCCAGCAGGCAAAUAAAUUCAACAGGAAGAGAAAAUUCCAGGCGGAUGGUAAAAGUGAUGAAUCAGCGGCCAAGAAACCGAAGUGGGAUGACUUCAAAAAGAAGAAGAAGGAACUGAAACAGAGCAGACAGCUCAGUGAUAAAACCAACUAUGACAUCGUUGUUCGUGCGAAGCACAUUUGGGAGACCUUACGACGAAAAGACUGUGACAAAGAAAAGAGAGUCAAGUUGAUGGGUGAUUUGCAGAAGCUGAUUCAAGGGAAGAUUAAAACAAUGGCAUUUGCUCAUGACUCCACUCGUGUGAUCCAGUGUUACAUUCAGUAUGGUAACGAAGAACAGCGAAAACAGGCUUUUGAGGAGCUGCGAGAUGAUUUUGUCCAAUUGAGUAAAGCUAAGUAUUCCAGAAACAUUGUUAAGAAAUUUCUCAUGUACGGGAGUAAGCCGCAGAUUGCAGAGAUCAUGAGAAGUUUCAAAGGGCACGUGAGGAAGAUGCUGCGGCACGCGGAGGCGUCCUCCAUUGUGGAGUAUGCCUACAAUGACAGGGCCGUCUUGGAGCAGAGGAACAUGCUGACGGAGGAGCUCUACGGGAACACGUUUCAGCUCUACAAGUCUAUGGAUCACCCAACUCUGGACAAAGUAUUAGAGGUACAGCCCGAAAAGCUAGAGCUUAUCAUGGAUGAAAUGAAGCAGAUUCUAACUCCAAUGGCCCAAAAGGAAGCUGUGAUUAAGCACUCAUUGGUGCAUAAAGUAUUCUUGGACUUCUUUACCUACGCACCUGCCAAGCUAAGAUCAGAAAUGAUCGAAGCCAUCCGCGAGGCGGUAAUAUACCUGGCACACACACACGAUGGCGCCAGAGUGGCCAUGCACUGCCUGUGGCACGGCACGCCCAAGGACAGGAAAGUGAUUGUGAAAACAAUGAAGACUUAUGUUGAAAAGGUGGCUAAUGGCCAGUACUCCCAUUUGGUCUUAUUGGCGGCAUUUGAUUGUAUUGAUGAUACUAAGCUUGUGAAGCAGAUAAUCAUAUCAGAAAUUAUUAGUUCCUUGCCUAACAUAAUAAAUGACAAAUAUGGAAGGAAGGUCCUCUUGUAUUUACUGAGCCCCAGAGAUCCUGCACACACAGUGCGGGAAAUUAUUGAGGUUCUGCAGAGAGGAGAUGGGAACGCACACAGUAAGAAGGACACAGCCAUCCGCCGGCGAGAGCUCCUGGAGGCCAUCUCUCCGGCUUUGUUAAGCUACCUGCAAGGACACGCCCGCGAAGUGGUGCUGGAUAAGUCUGCGUGUGUGUUGGUGCCCGGCAUUCUGGGAGCUGCCACGGGAGACGUCCAGCCCGCCAUGAGCGCCAUCGCCGGCUUGGCGGCCACAGAGUUGCACCCGGGCGGCCAGGACGGAGAGCUUCACGUCGCAGAGCAUCCUGCGGGACAUCUCGUUCUGAAGUGGUUAAUAGAACAAGAUAAGAAGAUGAAGGAAAGUGGAAGAGAAGGUUGUUUCGCAAAAACACUUGUAGAGCAUGUUGGUGUGAAGAACCUGAGGUCCUGGGCCAGUGUAAACCGAGGUGCCAUUAUUCUUGCUAGCCUUCUCCAGAGCUCCGAUCAAGAAGUUGCAAACAAAGUCAAGGCUGGACUCAAAGGCCUCAUUCCCACAUUGGAGAAAAACAAAAAUGCCAGCAAAGGAAUAGAAACGCUGCUUGAAAAACUGGCCGCAUAG